AUGAUAUCCUAUUUGGACUAUAACUUUCUAAAAAUCUACCUCCUUUUGGCGCCCUGGUUGGGCUUUGUAGCCUCUUUGGUACUCAAUCUAUGUGGUGAUAUUUUUCCUAAAUUAUGGAGACUUAGACGCCAUCAAGAAAGAAAGUUCCUAUGCAAGCCUGCACCCAACCCUCAGUUACCAGGCCCUAUACCAAAUCAUGAAGCCGUUCCAGGCCCUGCAACUCAAGCUUACAGAGAAAGGGAAGCUAUAGUCCCCUCUAACAAAAACCCAGCAUACACAUUUAAUAAGUGCCAAGACAAUUCAAUAGAUUAUGCCGAUGCGCCAUAUUUGCCUCAACUUAUGGGAAGUGCAAGAGGGGCUAUUACAAAGGUCUUAAAGGAAGAUGGGGAUCCUAGUAAUAUUGAAAACUAUAGUGCAAGUUAUCACCAUCCUUACCAUAGAGGAAACCAGCAUUUGCUUCUUUCAAAAAGUGAUAUAGAUGAGUAUAUAACUAGAUCUGCAGGAGAAAUCGAUAAAAAGAUUGAAACAUACUUAAGAGAAGAGUCCGGAAAAAUUCUUUUAAGAUUAGAAAUAGUUUUUAUUGAGGCUUAUACUUAUCGUAGGUCCCUUGGUGGUUCAUAUAUUCCUACACCAAUGAGGCUAGUGUCGAGGCGAGAGUUAAUUAAA
This is a messenger RNA of Ambispora leptoticha, 666 nucleotides long. Lineage: Eukaryota; Fungi; Glomeromycota; Glomeromycetes; Archaeosporales; Ambisporaceae. The record is from the annotation of a GenBank genome assembly.